Molecule: messenger RNA, 845 nt
Organism: Rotaria sordida
Lineage: Eukaryota; Metazoa; Rotifera; Eurotatoria; Philodinida; Philodinidae
Source: the annotation of a GenBank genome assembly
AUGCCUCCAGAACCAGAACUAUCACUACAACCACCACCAAUACCACCAAAACCUCCAGGACUAAGUGUAUCGAUGCCUGCACCACGAUCAUCAAUAUCAAUAUCUCAAAAUGGUCGAUCUCGUGUACAACUUUAUACUCCUAUUUAUAUUGCUAUUGAAAAUUAUUCUAAAACGAAAGAUACUUAUAUGUCAUUUGAAUUAGGCGAUGAAAUGGAAUUAAUUGAAGAAAUUAAUUCUUUAGAAUUGCAUGUUAAUCAUUUACGUUCUGGUCUUUAUGGUAUUAUACCGAAAAAUCUUGUUCAACUCAAUAAAGAAACACCACUUCGAUUAGCUGUUAAUGAUGCAGGUAUAAUACAACAAUGUCUUAUGCAAUAUAACGUACCCGGUGCUUAUCUUAUUCGACGUAGUGCUACAAAUCCAGAAGCUUUUGUAUUAAGUAUUUUACAAUUUAAUGAAAAACAUAAUACUUUAUAUUGGCAUUAUUUAAUUUGUAUUAAUCAAUCGAAUAAUUGUUUCUAUUUUGCAAAAGAAGAAUCAUUUAAAAAUAUUUUUUUUUCAUCAUUUCAAAAACUUAUUAAUGAUGAACGUGUACGUAAUUUUAUUCCUUUAACUGAUAUUCUACCAGAUUCAAUUGAAUUUGAAGAAGAAAUUUGGAAAAUACCAUUUGAUGAAUUAAAUAUUGAAUAUAAAAUUGGUGAAGGUCAAUUUGGUGAAGUAUUUCAUGCAAAUUGGCAUAAAGAUCAAAGAAUAAUAUCUGUAGCUGUAAAAAAAUUACAUGUUUAUACAUUUACGAAGACGAUUAAACGAGAAAUUGAAGUUAUGAAAAAAUUAACAAAUUUAUAUAU